UACCUUUUGUCAUUUGUCACCCUCAACAACAACUCUACAUCUUGUACACUACAAAUGUUAAAAAUAGACAACCGUGUUUUAAGUAAAUAAACUUAUCUAGAUGUUCAAUGUUGAGUUACAAAAGUGAAUGUUGAUUACAUUUAUUUAAUGUAGGCCUACCUAUCAUACAAACAGCAAGUGCCGCUUGGUUUGGUGUUGCUAAAAGGACCACUCGUAGGCCUAGCCUAACUUAUAUUGUAAAUAAAUUGGGUAUUGUGGAUUGUUUUUUGACUGGCUCAUCUUUAUGAUGAAAGCGGUGGUUGUACUUUUAUGUUUUACAGCUCUGAUAUCAACUUGUUAUGGACUUGGAAAUGGUUCAGGAAAAGGUUCCCCAUAUUUUGGUCGAUCAGCUUAUAAAUCUGAUGGCCAGAGACCUGUGUACAAUGGCCUUGGUUACGCUAAUGGAGACUAUCAAAUGAAGCAAGCUUCAGCUGCGAAGCCAGUGGAGUCAAAGCCCAGUCGCGGCAUUGGCCUCUCUGCGUGGGGCAUCAUCGCAGUGAUGGCUGGUGGAGUGUUUUUCUGCACCGCUGCGUACUACGCCGUUCUGUUCUAUCCCAUACUCUGCAAGAAGGAACGCAAGUACGACAUUAUGGAGCUCAACUCUGUUUAACACAACCAAAACAUGAGAAUGGAUUGUUGUCCGACUGCUCCUCCUGCCAUAGACAAUGUAGACAAUGUCCCCGCUUUAAGCACACCUGUCUAAAUUCUCUCUACACUCUUAGUCCAUCUUUGUCUGACAGCCUCUAGUCAGCUUCGUGCGGCCAGUCUUCAGUCUCAUUAACAUAAACCGGGUGCUGGUAAGUGGGAUAUUCAUUGUAAACUAUUUUAAUGUGGAAUCUUAGUGAGUAGGUUGUGAUUUAGUUGUUAUAUCGUUAGGCCCUAUUGCAUUUAUGUUUUGAUACAUUUGUGCAAUUGCUAAAGCCAGAAAAGUUUGGUUUUGUGGAAACUUUUUUGACAUUUUUCCAACAGCUUCCAUGACAAAAUAACAAAUCAAUAAGCUAAUCUUUCUAACUGUGAUAAGUAUUUUCAUGAACAACUUGUUAAAUUGUGCAACACUGAACAAAGUUUUUGUGAUAAAAUCAGAUUGCAAAAUCACUUAGUUCCUAAUUAUUGUUGAUAAUUUGUGACGGAAUUAGUCUACACCGAUUAGAACUUUCAAAGACUGCAUUUUGUGUUGAAGUGUUUAAGGGCUUGGCCGAGUUAUAUAAAUCUUAAAAUAGUUUUUCUAUCCUACUUUACUUUAGUAUGUUAUCCGAGUUUAGAUUCUAUUAUCUAUUUAAUGCUAUCACUGCAUUUAUCCUAUUGUAAUAAUAUGAAUAAUAUGUAAUAAUAUGUAAGGAGGUUUGAGAUCAACAUUUUUUGAUUCCAAGUGUGCAUUUUCACUAUGUUUUAUACAAAUAUGGGCCUAUGAUUGAUUUCUUGUAAGAUUUUCAGAUAUUACACUAGUGAGAGGGAUUUUAAUAUAAUAUUUUGCAGCAUGAUUUUGCAACCUUUUUUACAACUGGACAAAAGAUGUUUUUAAGUAUGAUCAUACUAGGGGUGUUGAAUGAAGUUUAUUGUUAUGAUGUAAAUAUUUGGAGCUUAUUUUACAAGCAAGUAAACUGAAUAUGUUCAAAUACUCAUUUUCUGCUUAAUGAUAAUAUGUAGUUAGUAGGCCAACAUGUAUAAACUGUUUGGUGAUGGAAGCAAAAAUUCUCUUUUGUCCAAUUAAUUAUAAAAAAAUAUAUCAAAUGAUAAUAUCCAUCCCCUUUUCUGGGAACCUUUAUUUGGAUUUGUGUUUUUGUGUAUUCUAGGCCUAAUGACAGCCUUGGUAAUAAGUUUUGAUUGGUUGGUUUGUUACAAAUAAUAACAAACUAUAUUUACACCUAAAAAUUCUUCUCUUAAGACUUUUUUUCUCGUACAUUUGCUUCAUGCGCCAUUGUACAAUGAAAUAGUACGAAACAAAAACUAAACUUGACCAUUCCAUUUUUGCUACACAUUGUGAUAAAAAGUGCCUUUUAUGAUGGAUUUGGUAUCUUUAAAGUACAUGAAUUUGAAGCCAGAAUAAGUACACUUAGGGGUUAUUUAAUUUUAUUAAGGGGUAGUGGGGUCAUACGCAUCUUCCAAAGACUCUUCUUUGGCUGUUUUCAAAAUUGUACCGUACUGUAGUGCAACUAUUUUAAAACUUGUAAAUUCUAUAAUGUUACUUUAACAGGCUCAAGAGUAUAUAAUUAUGCUUGCCUAUUUUUAAUAUCUAGCCUCUAUUAUGAAAAUUGUGUAACUAACUAAAAAAUGCAACUCUCCAUUUUAUACCUUGGCAUACAUAUUUACAAUUAACAAAAAAAAACAUUAUAGUAGGCUACGUAAAAUUGACUUUAUUUUAGCAUUAUGACCUACUAACAAUGACAAAAGUUUUUGAAUAGUGCCUGGAGUCAUUUUGUCUAGACUUAUCAAGAUGAUUUAAUUGACAUGUUAGUUUUUUAAGAUCUCCUUUCAAUGUUUCAUAUUAUAUUUUGUUGGUUUUAGAUAAGCUUACCUAGAUUCUUAGGUAAUAUAUGAACUACAGUGAAACAUUUAGUUAGACUGAAGUAGUAGAAUUUUUAGCUAAAAAUAAUCCCGCUCUGUUCUACACUAGAUACUUUAAAUACUUGUAUCUGAAAUGGCGGCCAUACAAAAGUAGGUAUUUUAAGCCAAGUAUGAAGGGUAAUCUUUCCCUCAUAUUAUACAGAUUGAAAUAUGCAAUUGGUCUCAGUCUCAAUUUAAUAGUUAUCUCAAGGUUGUCUUGAUGACUGAGUUUAAUUUUACUAAUUGUUUGAAAGUCCUUUUGAGGUUUUAUUAUAUUUUUUAUACAUUAUUAGAUUUUAUUAUGUUUUACAGCAUUUUGUAUAAGAGAUAAAUUAAAAUGAGUAUUUUUAGAAAUGUAUACAAUACAAUCAAUGCUCAAAGUGUGCCUUAAUGUCUUCCAGCUGUGAAAGUUCCCUCUUAAACAUAAAUUGAUCAAUAAUAUUUUCAGUAUUAUCAUAGAUAAAACAUACUCCCUUAGUAGAUUUCUCAUCCUUAUGGAACAGCUGAAGACAAUUUUAUUGUUAGUUCAUGUACGGUUUAUGUAGAGGUCGUGUUUUGUUUACAAUUUGUUUCCCGUUAUUACAGCCAUUUAAAACCUCGUUUAACCAAAUAAUACGAUCUAAUCAUAAACAAUAACUUGUCCCCUAGUUAUAUAACCAAACAGUAAAGCACAAAUCAAGAAAUUAACCCUAAAAUAAUGGAAACAAAGUUUCAUCGACACUAGCGCCUUUGUGUCACGUACAUGAACUAGACACGAAAAACGUGCUUCAAAAUUUACAAUGGGAUGAGAAGUCUACUUGUGUUGGUUAGUCUAUGGUAUUAUUGUUAUUCCUUAUCUACAAUGAUGCAUUUUUCAUGUUUGUUGUACCUGAUUUUUUGUUGUUAUAGAUUUAGUUAGGAAACUAAAAAGAUUAUAUUAAAUGUAGUAGGAUGAAGUGUUAUUAGUUAAAAUUAAUAAGAUAAAAUAAAAUAAAAUAUAAUGAUCACAUCACAUAGGCCUAUACAUUCCUGAAAUGUAAUCGUAAUGAAUACCGUAUUCGUAUUCUAAUUCUAAGUUACAUUUUACAUUAAGUUUGACAUUUUUAGUGGGCCUAUUUCACUUUUUAUGUUUGGGAGAGAGCUUUCUAUCGUCAAUAAUUUAUUGAGAAUGUUAAAAAUUUACAAAUUAGAUUUACAUCAUAUUUUGAAGUUGUGUAUUCAAUUUUUACUACAUAAGUUUAUCAUCAAACUAGCAAUCUAUGACAUUUUCUUGCAUUAUUAUCAAGUUAGAAACUUUUGUAGAUGCCAAAAAGUGUUAUAAAAUGGUUUUAUUCAGAUAACAAGUUAUUAUCAGUAUUUAGAAGACUGUAUUUUAACUUCAACAAUGUGUUCAUCCUUUUUUGUACUUUUGUCAAGAUCUAUUGACUUGAGAAGUUAGUUGUUCUGUGUAUAAAGUAGAAAGUUUUGUAAAAUAUUUUAUAAGUAAUGAACUAUUAAUAAAAUUGUAUUUAUGAAGAAA
This is a messenger RNA of Macrosteles quadrilineatus (aster leafhopper), 4081 nucleotides long. RefSeq lists its product as uncharacterized. Lineage: Eukaryota; Metazoa; Arthropoda; Insecta; Hemiptera; Cicadellidae. The record is from RefSeq and is a predicted model, not a curated record. The transcript has 4 exons. Bases 284 to 649 code for a protein of 121 amino acids.